This is a messenger RNA of Cucurbita maxima (winter squash), 1131 nucleotides long. RefSeq lists its product as uncharacterized. The transcript has 3 exons. The record is from RefSeq and is a predicted model, not a curated record. NCBI's taxonomy places the organism in Eukaryota, Viridiplantae, Streptophyta, Magnoliopsida, Cucurbitales, Cucurbitaceae. The coding region runs from base 59 to 649 and encodes 196 amino acids.
UCGGUCUUCCUCGGGGACUCUUUUUGUUCUCUCUGGCGCAACGUUGAGUUCAUUGAAUAUGUCAGUUUCUCCCGCUCCCGCUCCCGCUCUUUCUCUCUAUACCAUCUGUGCGCGGUUGAUUCGGUUGUUAAUUUAUUUUCGUCGUUCCCUCCGGUUUUGUCUCGGCUUAUCUUUUCGGAUUUUCUCUCUCAUUCCGUCUAUUGUUGAUGUUUUCGCUUGUAGGAUGGCGAUCACCGAUGCACUCGAGAGUACAACCGCCUUGGAUAGCUCGUUAACAGUCUUGGAUGCCAGCCGCUUCCUUCGUAGGAGACCGAGUGCUACAACCGGUGGAGACGAGUACGAUAAAAAUUUAAGGACGAACAUUCGUGGAAGUGAUAGUUCGCCUCCGGAUCAUGCAAGUUUUAAUGGUUUAUUGGCUGCAAAGAGCUCUGAGGAGGUUAAGGAUCGAAAUGACGCUAUUGAAAAUCCGAAUCUAAUGGAACCGGAGAAGGAUCGGGUGACAAGGCCGAGAGUCGAGGGUAAUAAUUGUUCCUUCGGAUGGAUUUCAAUUGUGUAUAUAAUAACUAGACGCUUACUGACUGAAAUUGUAAUUAUAACCACUGUUGCAGUUUUCCAUCCAGUUUUCAUGAUUCUCAGGUUGGGAACAUGAUAUUUUGGUUCAUAUUCAGCAUUCUUGGCCAACUAAUGAGUGUCCUACUGACUUGGUGAACCGCCAAGGGAUAGACUAAGCUACUCAGUCGUAUGCCUAUGUGGAUGGAUGGAUGAUUCUGGAGUGGCCAUGAACUUACUUUACUUUCUGCAGGUAACACUACAAUCUCAUCCUCUUUCAUUAACCAAAUCCACUCUUAGCUCGAAUUUGGUGCCUCCCCAAGUGCUUUAACCAUAAUCUCAUCUCUUUCAACCAGUUUUUGGUUAAGAAUUUCAUUGAACUUGUGUAUGUAAGGUUCUUUUGCAAUUCCGCAUGGGUUCAGACUACUCUAUUGGAGCUUCUACGGAAAGAUGGGGGCCACGAACUAGUAUUCGACUCAAUUCAUGAAGCUAAACUGACAAAAAGAGGGGGUCAAUCUACAGAAAGGUUUCACUUUCAACUAAACCUUCAAUUUUUUUUAUCUUACACGCAAAAAAUGAUAA